This is a messenger RNA of Bombina bombina (fire-bellied toad), 2094 nucleotides long. RefSeq names its product sodium-dependent serotonin transporter-like. Gene Ontology annotation, biological process: sodium ion transmembrane transport; serotonin uptake. Bases 1 to 2094 code for a protein of 697 amino acids. Gene Ontology annotation, molecular function: serotonin binding; serotonin:sodium:chloride symporter activity. Gene Ontology annotation, cellular component: membrane; neuron projection. The record is from RefSeq and is a predicted model, not a curated record. Lineage: Eukaryota; Metazoa; Chordata; Amphibia; Anura; Bombinatoridae. The transcript has 14 exons.
AUGGGUUAUAUGCCAACUUGGAAAAAUGUGUCUUUGACACAAACAACGUGGUAUUCUUGGGAUACAUCAUCACACCCAGCUAUAUCCAAAUGGACCCAUAUUACUUAUCGAUCAUGCUCAAAAAACCUAAAGGCAGAUGCCCUAUCUCAAAUGCAUAACAUCUCAGAACCAGAUCCUGCAAUUACGGAUAAUAUUCUAUCACCACAGCACUUCCUUGCUACACAGCCUACAAAACCAUGUGUAUUUGGGGCUGUGGAGGUGGACAGUCCCUCUUGUAGUGAGCCCUCCUCUAUCCCUCUGUCACCAGCCUUAAGAAAUCCUCCCUCACUUUCACUUAUUCAGCUGGAAUCCUGCCUGGUUCACAGGAGAGGCAGCAUGUCAGUGCAGAACUCCACAGCUCCUGCAGACAGGCAUCCCAAACAGGAUGCAACCACCCCUAAUAACACCUAUCCACCCGUACCCCAAACUGACACACGGGACAAAUGGGGGAAGAAGAUGGACUUCCUACUGUCUGUCAUUGGAUUCGCUGUCGACUUAGGAAAUGUGUGGAGAUUUCCGUACAUCUGUUAUCAAAAUGGUGGUGGGGCAUUCUUGAUUCCUUAUGCUAUUAUGGCAAUAUUUGGAGGUGUUCCUCUGUUUUACAUGGAGUUAGCCCUUGGACAGUUCCACAGAACAGGAGCUAUUUCUAUAUGGAAACGCAUUUGUCCAAUUUUCAAAGGUAUUGGAUUUGCCAUAUGCAUUAUUGGCUUGUACGUGUCUUUCUACUACAACACUAUCAUAGCCUGGGCGUUGUAUUACUUCUACUGCUCAUUCUCUGGCACCUUGCCUUGGACAAAUUGUGAUAACCCCUGGAAUACUCCAAACUGCACCAACUACUUUGGCAAAAGUAACAUAACCUGGACCAACUUCUCUAGGUCCCCAGCUGAAGAGUUUUAUACGAGAAAGGUACUGGGCAUCGAAGAAUCACAUGGUUUGGAUGAUGUUGGAGGAAUACGCUGGCAUCUGUUCAUCUGUCUUUUGCUUAUCUUCACCAUUGUUUACUUCAGUCUUUGGAAAGGAGUAAAAACCUCUGGAAAGGUGGUAUGGGUGACAGCAACACUUCCCUAUGUGGUCCUCUUCAUACUGCUGAUUCGAGGUGCUACACUUCCUGGUGCCUGGAGGGGAAUCCUUUUCUACCUGAGACCCAAAUGGGAAAAACUUACAGACACUGCAGUCUGGGUUGAUGCUGCAGCACAGAUAUUUUUCUCAUUGGGUCCUGGGUUUGGAGUCCUUUUAGCAUUGGCCAGUUACAACCCAUUCAACAACAACUGUUACAGAGAUGCAAUAAUCACCAGUGUGGUGAACUGUUUGACCAGCUUCUUAUCUGGUUUUGUGAUUUUUACUGUACUGGGUUAUAUGGCAGAAAUGCGGGAUGUUGAAGUCGAAGAUGUUGCAAAGGACAGAGGUCCAAGUCUCCUCUUUAUCACUUACCCAGAAGCUAUCGCUAAUAUGGUGGGAUCGACUUUCUUUGCUGUUAUAUUUUUCCUAAUGAUGAUAACCCUUGGCCUAGAUAGUACGUUUGGAGGUCUGGAAGCAGUGAUCACUGCUAUUAUGGAUGAAUUCCCACAAACCCUGGGCAAGAGGAGAGAAUUAUUUGUCCUUGGAUUGGUAAUAGUCUGCUUUACUGGCUCACUCAGCACACUGACCAAUGGUGGAGCAUACGUUGUAAAACUUCUGGAGGAAUUUGGUGCCGGUUGUUCUAUCAUUGCUGUUGUGUUUUUAGAGGCGAUUGCUGUAUCAUGGUUUUAUGGAAUAAAUAGGUUCUGCGAUGAUGUAAAAUCCAUGCUGGGGUUUUCUCCCGGAAUCUUUUGGAGAGUUUGCUGGAUAGCUAUCAGCCCAGCAUUUCUUGCAUUUAUCAUUGUCAGCUCUUUUAUGGAUCAACCACCUCUUAUGCUAUUUGACUAUCAGUAUCCAGAAUGGACUAUCUCUGUUGGAUUUGUUAUUGGAGCAUCAUCCUUUAUCUGGAUUCCAUUAUACAUGAUAUAUAAGUUGGUGUGGACUCCAGGGUCCAUAAAACAGGUAGGAUUAUCCAGUAUCCAUAAUUCAAGAAAUUAG